Messenger RNA from Nezara viridula (southern green stink bug), 534 nucleotides. The record is from the annotation of a GenBank genome assembly. NCBI's taxonomy places the organism in Eukaryota, Metazoa, Arthropoda, Insecta, Hemiptera, Pentatomidae.
AUGACAAAAGAAGAAAACUUUCCUGAUACUCCAAACGGGCUGAGUUGGCGAGUUGUUUUCUUCUUCGAGAGGACUUGUAUAGUCCCCGCUGAAUCGAGAGCUAAGCGGGAGUGGCGGCGGAAUAGAAGGACGAUGAUGAUCCUCUCUUGCAUCGCCGUGGUUUUCGCUCUCUCUUGGCUCCCGAUGACUGCCUUCACCAUUAUCUUCGAGUUCCACCCGUUCCUCAUCAAGCCCACCUCCACCCUCUACCUGGUCUUCGCCCUCUGCCACGUCACGGCGAUGAGCACGGCGGUCACCAACCCCUUGAUGUACGGCUGGCUCAACACCAACUUCCGAAGAGAGUUCCGCGUCCUGGGCAACACCGGGGUGGAGAAGGCCCGAGAAGCGAGGAGGAGACUCUCGACCGCGCACAGCGUGGCUCUUCGGCACGACCGGAGGACCAGCGUGACCUGCUUCACCACCAUGACUUCCUCCAACACCAGGCCUUCCACUUCCGUCACUCUUCUUCCGCAGGCCGCCAUGGAGACCAUCUAG